Oryzias latipes (Japanese medaka) is the source of this 1868-nucleotide messenger RNA. Its product is annotated as carbohydrate sulfotransferase 12-like. NCBI's taxonomy places the organism in Eukaryota, Metazoa, Chordata, Actinopteri, Beloniformes, Adrianichthyidae. The record is from RefSeq and is a predicted model, not a curated record. Gene Ontology annotation, biological process: carbohydrate biosynthetic process; proteoglycan biosynthetic process. Gene Ontology annotation, molecular function: sulfotransferase activity. Gene Ontology annotation, cellular component: membrane.
AUGGCACCAAAAUAUUUAGAACAACAAAGACUAAGAAAGGAUCUUCUGAGGAAACACUGUGCUGGCGUCAAUCAAAGUUUGUUUAACUUGAAUAAUAUUGAUUUGAAUAACUUCAUUGUGGACGACCAACACGGCAUCAUUUACUGUUACAUUCCUAAGGUGGCAUGUACCAACUGGAAAAGGACUUUGAUUGCUUUAAAACAGAAUGAACCAUAUCCUGACCCCAUGUCCUUUAAAAGUAACAUGGUCCACAAAUUUGAUAGAUUCCGACUCCUGAAGCACUAUUCAAUGCCAGAAAGAAAGGCAAAACUAAAGCACUACACCAAGUUUCUGUUUGUCCGUGAUCCAUUUGUGCGCCUCAUCUCGGCUUACAGGGACAAGAUGCUGAAUUAUGAUCAGUACUUUUAUGAUGGCUACAUUAGAGUCAUUUUGCAACGCUAUAAAACCCAGAAGGAUGUACCUGUUAAAUUUAAUGGGACAAAAAAAACGGAUGUCAAACCUUCGUUCCAUAACUUUGUUCAGUACAUAGUUGACCCGCGAACAGAGAAAUAUGCACCGUUUGAGCCUCACUGGAGGCAGAUGCAUCGCCUGUGCCACCCCUGCCUUGUUGAAUAUGACUUUGUUGGCCAUCAAGAGAGUCUUCAAGAAGAUGCUCAGCAGCUGCUGAAGAUUUUAAAGUUAGAAAACGCCAUUAAGUUUCCUCCAUCAUAUGAAAAUAUGACUUCUGGUAGUUCUGUUAUGGAAUGGUUUCAAGGGGUACCAAUAGAAGACAGGAGGAAGCUGUACAAAAUCUAUGAAAAAGACUUUCAACUAUUUGGCUACAGAAGGCCAACUGAACUGCUGGAUGACUGAGCUGAUGUCAAGCCCAUGGCACACAGCCACUGCUACAUUUUGCCCAUAUUGCACUGAUGAUUGGUCAUACGUGCAUAUUCGUGGGAAAAAGUGAGAAAAGUUGCAGUCUUUACAUGAAAUUUUCAAAAAUGUAUUAUGAAUGAACCACGCUAAAACCGCUGAAGAAGAACAAUUAAACCACGCAAAGAGCAUGUAAAGCAAAGUAGAACAUGAACGGUGCGUGAUUAUUGCGCUGUUUACAUGCAAUUCAUUAGUGCUUCAUGCGUCAAUUACUUAAUUUGAAGGUGAUAUGUGUGCCGUAUGCAUGAUGUAAAAGUUAUAAAUCAGUGGUACAUCCGUAAAAAGUCUGUUAGACAUAUGUGGACAUAUGUGGAACGCCAAAAAUUUGCAUCUUGCAAUAAUAACACACAAUUGCAUAAGAUUUCUGUAAUAAUUAUGUAUUUACCAUGUAAAAUACGCAUUAACUGUGUAAUUCUCAACCAACCAAAAAUUUUGAGCAACUCAAAACCGAAUUCACAUAAAGACUUGUGGGCUGAAACGCUUGAUGGACAUCUGCACACAUUGACGAAUGCAAGCAACACUCUUGAAUUACAGAUGUCGUGCAUGUAUCACGAAAGACCGAAAUUACAUACAUGUAAAAUAAAAUGCGCAAAAUGUACGCAGACAUGGCCUUUAGGAGUUCUCCUGUGCUCAUUCACUUCAAUGUUGAAACUGCCUCAGAAAAUGAACAAACCACAUAAUUUCACACAACAGACAGCAUAAGAUUUGAAUAUUCACACUUUAAAAUUUCUAAAUGUUAAUUUUUAGGCAUCAUAAUUCACUAACAACAAAAGGCAAAAGCCCCUGCUCUUUCUAUGAUAAAAGAAACAAUGUAGAAUUGAAAAGUUAGUACACGACUAGUGUAGCAGUUUUUUUCUGGGUUGCAAUCACAAUUGCAAUCCAAUAAUGCUGUUUUAUAAUAACAAUGGAUUGGAUUUUCUAGACACUCAAGGCGCUUACAAUGUGUCCAUCAAUCA